Echinostoma caproni is the source of this 2061-nucleotide messenger RNA. NCBI's taxonomy places the organism in Eukaryota, Metazoa, Platyhelminthes, Trematoda, Plagiorchiida, Echinostomatidae. The record is from the annotation of a GenBank genome assembly.
AUGAAACCGUUUCUAGACUCAACAUCUGCCGGAUCCCGUCAUAAUCACGAACGACAAAAAAAUCAUCUCAAAGAAACUGGUGAUUCUGUUACGCGCUGCAAAACCUAUUCUUUGGGAACCAAUGUAUGUUUACCGGAUACCAAUCCACUUGUGCCCAAUUCCCGUUCACCAGACGCGGUCAGUUGUUGGGGUGAUGUACCUAAGCGUCAACCACGUCUAGCCGAUUUGUUCCAUGCGUCCGAUGAAGACCUGAUAUCAUCAACCCGGUCAUCCAUGACCCAUUGUAAUGAUAACGCGUAUAUGGGACAACGAACCGGGCCGGAUCGAUCAGUUCUAACCGAGUCGGUAGGUAGUAGUUACAAGAAAUCGCAAUCCUCCUACCCGAAAAGCAUUACCACGGCCUCGAAAACCGCGGAAUCAGACGAAUCGACUAACUCCAAAUCGAAUAAAAACCCCAGUGGAACUGGUCGUGAACGUUUAUUGGAAUGGUUACGAACCAGUCAGGCGAAACGGGAUGAAAAUAAUCGUCAAGUGUUCACUCGCUGGAUUGAUCGAAUCGAUAGUAUGAACAAUCAGGAAUCGAUUACAGCCAAUUUAUCAUCUGCUGCCGCACUUACCUCGGUCGCCGCAGUCAAUAUGGGCACCCCGGGAACGGUCGAUUUUGCUCACAAUUCAUUAUUCACUUCGGCUUUCCCCGGGGCCAAUGGAACGAAUGGAACCACACUACCUGGUCUAAUCGCUUCACCCGCAUUUCUGAUUGGUGGUCCUUUUGGCAUGUUAACUGCACCUGGACUAAAUACUAUCAAUCCGGCGCAUGUUGCCAAACCGAACACAAUGUACCCGAAUUCCCUAACCAAUCAGUACCUCUCAGCCUCAUUGACGAACAGUAAAAGUGGAUCAGGAAUGAAUAAUCUAGCACAGAUAGCUACCGUCCAACCGGGCUUGGUUACAUUUUCUCAGAACACUGGAACAAAUCCACUGGAAACUCAUCCGCACCCGGACACUGUGCUAUCACCACCCGGUUCAAAUGAAUCGGACACAACCAAAUCAGAAGCUGGAUCCCAGUCGGUGAAAAACUUGACUUCGAACAACAACAAUAACAGUAAUUCUGUACGUGCGACUUAUGGAACGGAGACUUCAACCGGUGUCAGCAACUGUUGUUCAACCGCGGACAAAGUAUCUAAUACCAAACCGGUACUGCUCAAAAGUGGAUUGAUGAACCCCGAAUCUGUUAGUCCUGGAACAAACUCGGUUCCGCUGAAUACGGUCUAUUUGUCAUCAACCGUUCCAUUGAAUGCGGUGGAUCCCAGCGUGGUUCCUGGAUCGAUUCAUCCGCCACACUAUUACAUGCCAAUGCCUGUCAUAAACGACCCGUUAGCCUCUCAAAUGUACUAUUAUUACUAUUACUACUAUUGUCAAAAUCAACUGGCCAAUUCAUCAGCUCCAGGAACAGGCAAACCUUUAGGAAUACCUCAACCUUUGGUCUGUUAUUUUCCCAAUUCCGGAGCUCAGCCACCAAUUCCCGCUUCUGGUCAGUCACUUUAUAUUCCAGAUAACUGCAUGUGUUUACCCACUUAUCCACCCAUGGUUGACACUAAUCCGUACGAACUAGGUACCCGACGCCCCGAUGCGAACGGCGAAGCCCCAAUGGAAAUAUCCACUCCCACAACCUAUACUCCUUUGGUCCCAUUCGGGCCAGGUGCGGUACAGACCACGCUCGGGUCGGAGACAAAUCAGUCGAUUCUGCUGUUAGGUCUCGCCGAUUCCGAAUCCCACUGUUUAUUGAAUACGGAAAACGGUGUAACCGAAUCGUCUGACGGAAGUACAACUCAUCGGUACAACAAUAACAACAACAACAACAAAAGCACCAACAGUAAUCAUAACGGGGCAUUGGAUUUCGAUGCGAAAAAAUGGUAUUCCAUGCUGCAUGAUAUAGCAAAUUCACACGAUGCGGAUAGUUCGAAAGAAACAAAAUCCACCCCAAAGACAACAGAUCCAACGAUUCAAUCGAAUAGCGGUUCGCCAUCUUUGGGAAAAAGCCCGCAGACAGCAAAUGCGUAG